This is a messenger RNA of Dicrocoelium dendriticum, 668 nucleotides long. The record is from the annotation of a GenBank genome assembly. Lineage: Eukaryota; Metazoa; Platyhelminthes; Trematoda; Plagiorchiida; Dicrocoeliidae.
CGGGGACGGACGUACCCCGAGCGUCUACUUAGUUUGGGAAUGCAUUCAAUGCACUACCGAAGGCUUAGAGGAGACCUAAUCCUAACCUACCGUAUCUUGACUGGGAAGGUUGGUCCAGAUUUGUCUUGGCUAUUCAGUCCCGCUAGAUUGUCUGUUCUACGCGGUCAUUCGUUGAAGCUGGACAAACCGCGGUCCGAUCGGAUUAGGGCGGAAAUCCGGCUGUCACGCCGAGUUAUCGACCGCUGGAACAUGCUUCCGGAAAGUGUUAUCAGGGAAUCUACGGUUAAGGGGUUUGAGCGGCAACUUGACGCUCUUGGGUGGCAACACGAAACCUUUCCAUUUUCCUGAGUAACUCGCAUCUUCGUACUUCGAUUUCCUUUUCUCUACUUUUCUUCACGUAUUGGUAUUAUUUUCUUAUUUAAGUGCACUUCCCUAUUCUGUACCUUCGAUUUCUCUUCCUAUCCUUUGCUUACUUCACGUGACUGCCACAGCAGGGACUGCUAGGGCAGGAAACGUGGGCAUUAAAUGGUUGGCCAGGGUGCGAUACGGGUGUUUCCGUUUUAGAUCCAUCAAUAACUGAGCACUUCAUCAAUUCCUGGCUCAACGAUCCACUCAAGAUGGAACACUCACGGGAUUUUCCUAUCGUUCCAGUCCCCAUCUGAACUGAA